Molecule: messenger RNA, 5213 nt
Organism: Sciurus carolinensis (gray squirrel)
Lineage: Eukaryota; Metazoa; Chordata; Mammalia; Rodentia; Sciuridae
Gene: Hephl1
Product: hephaestin like 1
Exons: 20
Coding region: 1-3483 (1160 amino acids)
Biological process (GO): iron ion transport
Cellular component (GO): plasma membrane
Molecular function (GO): ferroxidase activity; copper ion binding
Source: RefSeq, a predicted model, not a curated record
AUGCCUCGGGAGCAGCCGGCUGGCUGCAUCCUUCUCCUCACAUUCCUCGGUCUGUCUGGGCUGGUUGGUGCAGUUACCAGAACGUACCACAUUGGGAUUCUGGAAGAAUACUGGAACUAUGUACCCCAAGGAAAGAACGUCAUUACGGACACAAGUUUUUCAGAAGACAAACUUGCAACCUUGUUUCUCGAAAGAGGGCCCAACAGGAUAGGCAAUAUUUACAAAAAGGCUGUUUACAGACACUUUACAGAUGGGACCUAUUCCAAGGAGAUCCCCAAGCCCUCCUGGCUUGGGUUCCUGGGCCCCAUCCUGAGGGCUGAAGUGGGCGAUGUGAUUGUUAUUCAUCUGAAGAACUUUGCUUCCCGACCUUACUCUUUGCAUCCACAUGGUGUUUUCUACAAUAAAGACUCAGAAGGAGCCUUAUACCCAGAUGGAACCUCUGGAAGGAACAAGGAUGAUGACAUGGUUCCUCCUGGCAAAAACUACACCUAUGUCUGGCCGGUGAGAGAAGAAUAUGCACCUACUUCUGCAGAUGCCAACUGCCUGACCUGGGUGUACCAUUCACACAUUGAUGCCCCUAAGGACAUUUGCUCUGGGCUGAUUGGCCCCCUACUGGUGUGUAAGGAAGGUAUCCUGAACAGGUACUCAGGGACGAGAACUGAUGUGGAUCGAGAGUUUGUUAUAAUGUUUACUCUGGUGGAUGAGAACCAAAGCUGGUACCUUGAUGAAAAUAUCCAGCGUUUCUGCACUGAACCGAGUUCAGUGGACAAAGGCGAUGCUGUUUUCCAGAGGAGCAACAAAAUGCAUGCUCUCAAUGGAUACCUCUUUGGAAACUUCCCUGAGCCAGAAAUGUGUGUUGGUGAAUCAGUGUCCUGGCACCUAUUUGGAAUGGGGAAUGAAAUUGACAUUCAUUCUAUCUACUUUUACGGAAACACCUUCAUCAGCAGAGGGCAUCGGACUGAUACUGUCAACCUGUUCCCAGCCACCUUCCUUACAACAGAAAUGAUAGUCAAGAACCCUGGGAAAUGGAUGAUAACCUGCCAAGUCAGUGAUCACCUACAAGCUGGUAUGCUGGGACAAUACAACGUUGGUAACUGCAAAAGUGAUGUUUCUCACCCCAAGAUGAAGGGUCAACAGAGGCUCUACUUUAUAGCAGCUGAAAAAAUUCUUUGGGAUUAUGGCCCUCUAGGCUAUGACAAAUUCAGCGGUCUCCAGCUAAAUGCCUCUGGCAGUAAUUCUGCACUCUACUUCACACAAGGGGAAAACAGAAUAGGAGGAAAAUAUUGGAAGGUGCAAUAUACAGAAUAUGCUGAUGCAACUUUUACUCAGAGAAAGAGGCCCUCUGGGACGGAUGACCAUCUUGGAAUUCUUGGCCCAGUCAUCAAAGCAGAGGUGGGUGAUACCUUGCUUGUGACCUUUGCUAACAAAGCUGACAAGGUCUACAGCAUUUUGCCCCAUGGAUUGCUCUACGAUAAAGCAUCUGAUGCAGCCCCAAAUGUAGAUGGAUUUCUGAAACCAGGGGCACAUGUUAAGCCAGGUGAAACCUUCACAUACAGGUGGACUGUGCCUGAAAGCGUAAGCCCAACAGUUGAUGAUCCCCCCUGCCUGACCUAUCUAUACUUCUCAGCAGUUGAACCAAUCAAGGACACCAGCUCUGGCCUUGUAGGGCCUUUGCUAGUCUGUAAAAAGGGGGUUCUCAAUGCUGAUGGGACACAGAAAGGAAUAGACAAGGAAUUUUAUCUACUGUUCACAGUGUUUGAUGAGAAUCUGAGCAGGUAUCUUGAUGAAAACAUUCAGAAGUUUACUUGGCGUCCCUUCAGUGUUGACAAAGAAGACAAAGAGUUUGUGAAAUCCAACCGAAUGCAUGCUGUUAAUGGCUAUAUGUAUGGCAACCAGCCAGGCCUAAGCAUGUGCAAAAAGGACAGAGUUUCCUGGCAUUUGAUUGGAAUGGGCACUGAUACCGACAUGCAUGGAGUUUACUUUCAAGGGAACACUAUCCACCUACGAGGGACUCACCGUGAUUCCCUCACUCUGUUUCCCCACGUGGCCACAACGGUAUUCAUGCAGCCAGACCAUGCAGGUAUUUUCAAGGUGUUUUGUUCCACCUUGCAUCACUUCAACAGAGGCAUGGGUCAGAUAUAUGAGAUCAACAGCUGUGGCAACAGGGAGCCUUCUGAGCAACCGUACGGGAUGAUAAGAACCUUUUACAUCGCUGCUGAAGAGGUAGAAUGGGAUUAUGCCCCUAACAAAAACUGGGAGUUCGAAAAGCAGCACUUGGACGCAGGAGGGGAAAGACAUGGAGAUAUAUUUAUGAACCACACUGAAAAUUGGAUUGGCUCUCAGUACAAGAAAGUGGUUUACAGGGAAUAUACCAAUGGAGAAUUUGUGGAGAUCAAAGCUCGACCACCGCGAGAGGAGCAUUUAGAACUCCUGGGUCCAAUGAUUCAUGCUGAGGUGGGUGACUCCAUCCUGAUCAUAUUUAAGAAUAAAGCCAGCCGGCCCUACUCCAUCUCAGCCCAGGGAAUAGAGGACAUGGACAGUGGGAAGCGACUUGAAGUGCCCAUCACAAAGCCAGGAGAAGUAAAAACUUACAGAUGGACUGUCCCAAAAAGAUCAGGUCCAGGGCCCUCUGAUCCCAAUUGUAUCCCGUGGGUUUACUAUUCAACAGUAAACUUUGUGAAGGAUACAUAUAGUGGUCUGAUGGGCCCUUUGAUCACAUGCCGAGAAGGAGUAUUGAAUGAAAAGGGAAGAAGAAGUGAUGUUGAUUAUGAGUUUGCUCUGUUGUUUUUGGUAUUUAAUGAGAAUGAAUCCUGGUAUCUGGAUGACAAUAUCAAGAAGUAUCUCAAUAAAGAUCCACGGGAUGUUAAGCGCACUGAUGAUUUUGAAGAGAGCAACAAAAUGCAUGCCAUUAAUGGAAAGAUUUUUGGAAAUCUCCAUGGCCUCAUAAUGAAUGAAGAUACAAUGACAAACUGGUAUUUGUUAGGAAUAGGAAGUGAAGUGGACAUACAUACCAUCCAUUAUCAUGCAGAGAGCUAUAUUUUCAAAAUAGAUAGAUCUUACCGAGAAGAUGUUUAUGAUCUCUUUCCUGGGACAUUCCAAACCAUUGAACUCUUUGCAGAUCACCCAGGGACAUGGCUGCUACACUGUCAUGUGUCUGAUCACAUCCAUGCUGGCAUGGAGACAACCUACACCGUCCUCCGGAACAUAGACAACAGGAUUCCAUACUCCACCAAGUCUCCUUCUGGAGGGGCAUCCCACCCGGCCACAGUGCCCUCCAACGAACUACCUGGUAGGGAGGACCUCUAUUUCUUUGGCAAGAAUCUGGGUCCCAGAGGAGCCAAGGCUACUUUGGUCAUCCUUUUCAUCAUGGGACUUCUCUUCCUGGUUACCACCGUGAUUCUCUCCCUCAAACUGUGCUCCGCAAGGAGACAGAUGUCUUAUCAGGAAGUUCAGUCCUGUGCACUCCCCACGGAUGCUCUGUGAAUCAUUUGGUCUUCCUCAGCAGGAAUAGAUGAGGUUCCACAGCUGGCUGGGUGGCAGUCAACAGUGAAACUGGACCAAGGCAUUGUUCACCAAGGAAGGUUGACACUGUGUCCUGUGUCAGGCUUCUGAUCCUCUGGAACAUUAUCCAAAGCAAUUUGCUUUUAUUUAUUUAUUUCUAAAUGGGCUGUGAAUAAUCCUCAGGUAUAAAAUGCCAAAAAAGGAGAAUGUGCAGGACUAAGGAAUGCCAACACCUAGUCUGUUCUCUGAACAAAUUUGCUGAAGUGGGAGACUCUCUGAAAGAUAUUUUCAUAUUCCAUUUUUCAUAAUUUUUAGAUUAAGCAGUGCUUCCCUAGUUAAUUGCUAGAGUUUCUAGAUGAAUAACUUCUAGAAAGAGCCAUAGUGCCUUAAACAUUUUUCUAACUGGAAUAGCACUGAUUUUUCAACACCGUUACAUAAGAUGCUUCCCUUAGUUGUCCCAGGAAAAAUAAGUUUCUAAGGAGUUCAUGGAAAUGUCUAAGUCAGUAUCUGCUGAAUUGAAUUGGAUUACAUGAUAUUUUGGAGGCUUUAACCAGAUCUCCUGGUGUUUCCCCCUUUAAUAUAAAUAACCUGUGCACUGUUUGCUAGACAAGGCAAAGUUAUAAGGGUUUUUUUUAAAAUUGCUGCUGUUUUUAUGCAAACCUGUAGAAAUACUUGAAUGUUUACAAUUCACUUCAUUUUAUAUGUUUUUACAAUAUGUUUCCCUGGCAGUGUCUACAUUUUCAAAAAUCAACUAGAGAAUUUCUAUUUCUGUUCCAGAUUGCAGGAGGGCUGGAAUCUGUGAAGGAACAGGCUAGGUUUUCCCACUGUGAGUCAGAGUUUAGUGUGAGCUUGCAGGAAGAGGGAGAACUUCAAGUCUGGGCUUGAAUCUUCAAUCUCAUCUUCUCAUUCAGUUAGGGGAACUCUUCCCGGGUCUCCAUCGUCUGUGAAAUAAGAACAACCUCAGCAUUUGAGGAGCACCACGAGGAAUUCGUCAAUGCAGCUUAGUGGUUGGGAGAAGGGAUCUCUUGAAAUCCUAGAGAGAUUGCCUCUUCAACACAUACCCCUUGAGAGGAGGAGAAAAAAGGGAAAGAAAAGGUGAGAAAAAGAGAGUCUUGGUGGCAGUUUUUUAAACCAAAAUUAGCUUUGAAGAUAGUAUUCAGUUUCCAAGGCUCACAUGUAAAAAUAAAAUAUGGAGCAACUAAACUCAACCCAUUAUGAGGUAAUCCACCCUCUCUGAAGGCAUGCCUAGACAUUAGGUAUAAGAUUGAUAAAAGCAACUUGUUUAUUGCUAGGCUGUGAAAUUGCCUUUAGCUCAGGGCAAGCUGCCCUGGGAUACCAAUGCCAAAUGAGUGAUACUAGAACAUCUGCCUUAGCAGUGGAUCCUUUGAAUAUCCAGGUGAACCAGUAGAACCUAAUAAAUACUCUGGUGAAGGGACCUUUCAUACUUUCUCAACUUCAUCUUGGUGAGGGGAAUUGGGUAAUUUGAUAGAAACUAUAGUCUUACAUAAGACAGGAUGCAAAUGCUAAAAAUUGUUUGUAGUUUACUUGAAUGUCACAUCAAACACAGUACCCAAAAGAUUUUGAAUUCCAUUCUGCAAACCAUUGACAAUGUGAUUUUGUAGUACAUGCUGUACGGUUUUCAUAUGUGUGUAGGCUCUAUAAUUACUAUAAUAAUAAUUAUGGUAAAUGCCUUAUUUAUUGCUCACCUUUAG